AGCUUCCAUCCGCUGCUGAAUGCUCUACGCACCUUGUAGCUUUGACGCAAGGGUGAAACAGCAAAAUUGCCGAAAGGAAGAGCCAUCAAGCAAAAUACACAAAACGGCACAAUCACCUAACUGCAAAGCAUUGUCCUUAGUUUUCCAUCACCGUUACAAUGACUACUGAUAUCGCUCGUGAAUUCGAGGCACCAGGAUUCAGUUUCGAAAACUGUCGCCGCAAUGCUCAGCUGGUUAAAAGUGGCUUUGUGCCACCGAAAAUGAUCAAAACAGGAACCACCAUUUGCGGAAUCAUCUACAAGGAUGGCGUCAUCCUCGGUGCGGACACGCGCGCCACUGAAGGACCGAUUGUAGCUGACAAGAACUGCGAAAAGAUCCACUAUCUGGCAAAGAACAUGUACUGCUGUGGAGCAGGUACUGCGGCGGACACGGAAAUGACCACACAGAUGAUUGCCUCGAAUCUGGAGCUGCAUCGACUCAACACCGGCCGUACCGUGCCAGUCGUUGUGGCGAAUACAAUGCUGAAGCAGUUCUUGUUCCGCUAUCAGGGCUACAUCAGUGCGGCCUUAGUGUUGGGAGGAGUGGACAGUACCGGUCCGUACAUCUACUGUAUUUACCCGCACGGUUCGACCGACAAGCUGCCGUACGCAACCAUGGGCUCGGGAAGUUUAGCCGCUAUGUCCGUGUUUGAGUCCCGCUGGAAGCCCGAUAUGUCCGAAGAGGAAGGCAAGAAGCUGGUGCGGGAUGCCAUUGCGGCCGGUGUGUUCAACGAUCUGGGUUCCGGUUCGAACAUUGACCUGUGCGUCAUCCGAAAGGACGCGACUGAGUAUUUGCGCACGUACGAGGAAGCGAACAAGAAGGGCACUCGUAGCUUGGCGUAUGAUUUCAAACCAGGCACGACGGCAAUUUUGCAAAGCAAGAGCUUCAAGGUGGACAUUACAGAUACAGUUGUGCGUCAUCUGGUGCCGGAAGGGCUGGAAAGUAUGGAUACGGCUUAAGGCAGACAAAGAUGAUGGAGUUCUGCACUCAGUUCCAUAAUUAACUUGUAUCGGUAUCAGUUUCGGGAAUAAAAUUGCUAUCAAAUUUGAA
Messenger RNA from Anopheles funestus (African malaria mosquito), 1089 nucleotides. It is a transcript of the gene Prosbeta2, whose product is annotated as proteasome subunit beta type-7. The transcript has 2 exons. Lineage: Eukaryota; Metazoa; Arthropoda; Insecta; Diptera; Culicidae. Bases 159 to 998 code for a protein of 279 amino acids. The record is from RefSeq and is a predicted model, not a curated record. Gene Ontology annotation, molecular function: threonine-type endopeptidase activity. Gene Ontology annotation, cellular component: proteasome core complex.